AGAAUCAGGCAGCAGGCAGCUGGUUUUCCUCGAUUCAGUCAUCGCUGGCAGCAACACUGAGUUCGACGACAGCCGCCGGAUCAGUGCGUGUUUUCAUUUUCUCUGUAGAGCAGUCUCUAGCCACACCCUACCACCAUGUCUGACGAUGAAGAAUAUUCCUCUGAAGAGGAGGUCGUCGAGGAGCAGCAACAUGAACCCCAGGAACAGCCAGCAGCUAAACCCGAGGGAGACGAUCCCGAGUUCAUCAAGCGCCAGGACCAGAAGCGCUCGGACUUGGACGAACAGCUGAAGGAGUACAUCAACGAAUGGCGCAAACAGCGGGCCAAGGAAGAGGAUGAACUCAAAAAGCUCAAGGAGAAACAAGCCAAGCGCAAGGUUUCUCGGGCUGAAGAGGAACAGCGUAUGGCUCAACGUAAGAAGGAAGAGGAGGAGCGUCGUGUUCGCGAAAUUGAGGAGAAGAAACAGCGCGAAAUUGAAGAAAAACGGCGACGUCUCGAGGAAGCUGAGAAGAAGCGGCAGGCAAUGUUGCAGGCCAUGAAGGACAAGGACAAGAAGGGCCCGAACUUCACCAUUACCAAGAAGGACAGCUCUGUAAGGAUUUUUUUUUGGCGAGAAGGUUUAAAAUUAAUUUUACCUAUCUUUUACUCGCAGUUCGGAAUGUCCAAUGCCCAGAUGGAGCGUAACAAGACUAAGGAACAGCUUGAAGAAGAGAAGAAAAUCUCGCUGUCCUUCCGUAUCAAGCCUCUGGAAGUCGACGGUCUUAGCGCCGAUGCUCUACGUACCAAAGCCACCGAGCUGUGGGACACUAUUGUCAAGCUGGAAACGGAAAAGUACGAUUUGGAGGAAAGGCAAAAGCGUCAGGACUACGAUCUUAAAGAAUUGAAGGAAAGACAGAAGCAACAGCUUAGACACAAAGCCUUGAAGAAGGGUCUGGACCCGGAAGCGUUGACCGGCAAAUACCCGCCCAAGAUUCAAGUCGCCUCCAAAUAUGAACGCCGUGUUGACACCCGCUCCUACGAUGAUAAGAAAAAACUGUUCGAAGGUGGCUUUGACACUCUAAAUAAGGAAGUUCUCGAGAAGCAAUGGUCGGAAAGGAAGGAACAGUAUGUCGGUCGCCAAAAAUCCAAACUACCCAAAUGGUUCGGUGAGCGACCUGGCAAAAAGGCCGGCGAUCCAGAAACCCCAGAAGGCGAGGACGAAGUCAAGCCUGAGGACGAGGAAAUCGAAGAAGUCGAGGAGGAAGUCGUUGAAGAAGUUGUUGAAGAAGAGGAGGAAGAGGAGGAAGAAGAGGAGGAAGAGGAGGAAGAAGAAGAGGAAGAGGAAGAAGAGGAAGAGGAGGAGGAAUAAUAAAUGUUCUAACAUCAACGGUUUCCUUUUAAAGCUAUUGAUUAAGUCGGAAGCAUUAUUUCUUUACUACCAUUUCCAUACUAUUCCUCCGAUGGGCAGCGAACGUAAUCUUUAUGAUGAUGAUGAAGAUGAGCGGAAGCAGACAAUUGUUGAAGCGCUUUUAGCCACAAUUGGAACCAUCUCAAAUAACAUCUUUUAUUAUUUUUAUUGUUUAUGAUUAUUUUAUUGUUUAAAAGCUCAUUUUAAAACAAAUAAAUUAUUUAUUACAAACUAUAAUUUGCAGAAUCGGA
Messenger RNA from Wyeomyia smithii (pitcher-plant mosquito), 1637 nucleotides. RefSeq names its product troponin T, skeletal muscle (gene TpnT). The coding region runs from base 136 to 1347 and encodes 403 amino acids. NCBI's taxonomy places the organism in Eukaryota, Metazoa, Arthropoda, Insecta, Diptera, Culicidae. The record is from RefSeq and is a predicted model, not a curated record. Gene Ontology annotation, molecular function: tropomyosin binding. Gene Ontology annotation, biological process: muscle contraction; regulation of muscle contraction; sarcomere organization. The transcript has 10 exons. Gene Ontology annotation, cellular component: troponin complex.